Molecule: messenger RNA, 1857 nt
Organism: Electrophorus electricus (electric eel)
Lineage: Eukaryota; Metazoa; Chordata; Actinopteri; Gymnotiformes; Gymnotidae
Gene: cd180
Product: CD180 molecule
Biological process (GO): MyD88-dependent toll-like receptor signaling pathway; detection of lipopolysaccharide; inflammatory response
Cellular component (GO): plasma membrane; lipopolysaccharide receptor complex
Molecular function (GO): lipopolysaccharide binding; lipopolysaccharide immune receptor activity; protein binding
Source: RefSeq, a predicted model, not a curated record
AUGGGCCAGCACAAGCAGGACAGAGGGGACCACGACAGGGACGGACACACUAGUGGGAACAGUUGUGAAAAAGGCCAGGGAAGCCGGCAGGAGCCCCAGCCUGUGCCCCAGUCGUCGGCUGGGUUGAAGCCCGAUUGGCCUGUGGGGGAUCGUCCUUCGCCGGGUCGGGUGGCGGCGGCUCACGAAGCGCACCAGCUGUUCUGCCUGUCUCUGGGCCAGACAGCUGAUGGUUAUGACUGCAGUGACUUGGACCUAAGCUUUGUGCCAAACCAGAUCACAGAGUCUACCAAAUCUCUAGACUUCAGCUUCAACUACCUACUGGCACUAUACAACUCAACUUUCCAAAGGCUGAAGAAUCUGGUGUCACUGGACCUGACAAGGUGCGGCAUUGUUAUCAUGUACAAGAACAUCUUUCAACAUCAAUCAGACCUUGAGACCCUUAUUUUGGUAGGAAACCCACUGGUGUUCAUAGCAAACAGUCCUUUAUCAGGACUAGUGGUCCUUAAAUACCCCAGUCUAGCUCAGUCUAUGAUACAAAGUCUAACAGACAUCCCUAUUGCAAGUCUGAGAUUCUUGGAGACCCUAGAUAUUGAAGGAAAUGAUAUUCGCUCCCUAGAUGGCCUGAGUUUUUAUCCAUUGCAACGCCUAAAGAUUUUUCUAGACAUGAAUUCCAUCGAGUAGAUAAAGGCAGUUGAUUUGCAAGCCCUUCAGGUGACAAGAGGACUGCACCUCAGCUUCAAAGGGAAUGAACUCGUUGAUGUUGAACCAAAUGCUUUUCAUUCACUGGAUAUCAGUUUGGAUUUUAGUUGCUGCUUCAACAAAAUAGACACCUCCAUGUUGCUGAAGGGACUCAAAGGGAUAAAAAACAACAAGCUAUAUCUAGGGGUUUAUGAGGACAGCUAUAGAAGCUCCAUAAAGUUUGCUGGCAUCCAGUGUUUCUGUAAGAUGUCAGUGGUUGAUUUAGACUUCCAGUUCCAACAUUUCCCUGACCUCACAGACACUGUGUUUCAAUGCAUGACCGGGCUGCAAAAGUUAGGCCUCACCAGAGCCCAUUUGUCAUCUUUCCCAGCCCACAUGUCCAAUCUGUCAACACUCCACCUGGUGCUAGAUGAGAACUCUUUUAAAGAUGUGUGCCACAUCAGUGCAGCCAACUUCCCCAUGUUGACUUAUUUGUCUAUCAAGAAAACAAGUAACAAACAAUUAUCUGGUCUCAGUGAACUAAAACUCCUAAAUCUCAGCCAUAACUUUACCAUGCAGUGGGACUCUCAUCCAUUCAGUGCCACGCCACAUCUACACAAUCUGGACUGCAGUCACAUUAAAUAUUCUUUAGGUACUAACUCUCCAUUUAGCAAUCUACAAAAUCUUCAAACACUUAACCUAUCAUUGACAGAAACUAAUCUAUCAAAUGUACAUCUGAAGGGCUUGAAGAACCUUAGAGUGCUGAAUCUGAAAGAGAAUGUCAUAUGUUGCGGAGUCCGCAACAGCAGAUUAACUAAUUAUGUGCCUCUUUCGGAUACCUUGUUUCUCUCUUUGUGUGGUAUCACCAGCAUCAGUGAAAAUGCAUUUAAAGGCCUGACAAAUAUCAUAUUUGUUGAUCUCAGUGAAAAUCAGCUAAUCAGUCUCAGUUUCUCAGCUCUUUACUCACAAAAGAAAAGCCGACUUAACUUUGCCAGAAAUUCAAUUGCAAAAGUGGAUGUUAAAAGUGUUGAGGAUUUAAGGGAAGGCAGCACCAUUGAUCUGAGCUACAACCCUCUGAUUUGCAAUUGUACCAAUUAUCAGUUUAUUAAAUAGGUAAAAGAGAAUACUAAAAAAAAGAGAAAUAUACAGAAGACAGUUUAUUUUGGGGAAGAGCUGUAG